Molecule: messenger RNA, 1066 nt
Organism: Tetranychus urticae (two-spotted spider mite)
Lineage: Eukaryota; Metazoa; Arthropoda; Arachnida; Trombidiformes; Tetranychidae
Gene: RpL6
Product: ribosomal protein L6
Biological process (GO): cytoplasmic translation; ribosomal large subunit assembly
Cellular component (GO): ribosome; cytosolic large ribosomal subunit
Molecular function (GO): structural constituent of ribosome; RNA binding
Source: RefSeq, a predicted model, not a curated record
CAACUAUAAACUAUCCGCUAGAUGUCACCAGUAAGCUAGAAGACAGCAUAUUUCAGAAACUAUUUCCUAUUUCCGUCUAAACUCUGAGCGUUUUUACAAUUUAUCUUAAUGAUGGAUAAAACUAAGAGUAAACUUCCCAAGCAGGCCGCUUCUCCUGCUGCCAAGAAAGAGAAAAAGUCUAAGGCCGGUAAAAAAGAAAAGAAAGUUGUUCCCAAAAAAGUUGUUAAGCUUUUGACCCACAGAUCAACUCGACCAUUAUGGGCUAAAAUUAAGCGUGCGGCUAAAAAGAAGGGUGUUGCUCCUGAUACCUUAGUCAAGCAAAAGCCCAAGUUUGUGGUAAAACCAAUCGGAGGAGAAAAGAAUGGUGGCAAACGUUUGGUUAGGGUGAAAAAAGAGCAAAGGUUCUAUCCAACUGAGGUCAAGCCUAGGAAACGUAGAACAGGCAAAGUCUGCUUUUCUAUGCACAAGAAGAACUUCAAAAAAGGUAUUUCACCAGGACGUGUAGUUAUCCUCUUAGCUGGUCGUCAUAAGGGUAAAAGAGCAGUUGUUUUGAAAACUUUACCUAGUGGUAUGCUUAUGAUCACUGGACCCCAUAAAAUCAACGGAUGUCCACUUAGACGAAUGCAUCAAAUGUACACUAUUGUGACUAGCGUAAAACUGGACGUUUCUGGAGUAAAAGUUCCAGAGCAUAUUAAUGAUAAAUACUUCAAGAGUCGUAAGUUUGCUCGUCUAAAGGCUAAAUCAAAGAAAGGAGCAGGUAACAUCUUUGAAACAAAGUCUGCAGAUUACAAGCCUAACCUUCAACAUCGUAAAGAUCAAGUUGAAGUAGACAAGCAAAUAAUUGACGUUAUUCGAAAACAUCCCGAUAAGAAGCUCAUGUUCGGUUACCUUGGUUCUUAUUUCUGUCUUCGUAAUAAUAUGUAUCCUCAUAAAAUGAAGUUUUGAUGGUUGACUAAAUUUUUGGAAAUAAAUUAACUCCAAUGAAAAAGCUUACCUUUGUAUUGGUCAUUAAUUUUCCAACUGCAUUAAAUUAUCUAAUUAAAACCAGUCGCUGUUGAAGCCAAAA